Molecule: messenger RNA, 2163 nt
Organism: Cordyceps fumosorosea ARSEF 2679
Lineage: Eukaryota; Fungi; Ascomycota; Sordariomycetes; Hypocreales; Cordycipitaceae
Product: methylcrotonoyl-CoA carboxylase alpha chain
Exons: 1
Coding region: 1-2163 (720 amino acids)
Cellular component (GO): mitochondrion
Molecular function (GO): ATP binding; metal ion binding; methylcrotonoyl-CoA carboxylase activity
Source: RefSeq, a predicted model, not a curated record
AUGCGUUCCUUCAGGGCUAACCGCCGCCUGGCCCUGCGGCCCCUCCCUCGAUAUGCCUCCACGGCCGCCUCCGGCGUCCCCAAGACGGCCGCCAUCCAGUCGGUCCUGAUUGCCAACCGCGGCGAGAUCGCCAUCCGAAUCAACAAGACGGCGGAGCGCAUGGGCAUCCGCGCCACCACCGUCUACACCGAUGUCGACGCCCACGCCUGGCACGCCUCGGCCGGCUUUCAAUCCCUCGGCCUCGGCCCAGCCAAGGGCUACCUCGACGGCGACAAGAUCAUCGCCUUGGCCAAGAAGAACGGCAUACAGGCGCUGCACCCGGGCUACGGCUUCCUCUCCGAGAACCCAGCCUUUGCGCGCCGCUGCGAGCAGGAGGGCAUCGUCUUCAUCGGCCCGCCGCCCUCGGCCAUGGCCGACAUGGGCGACAAGGCCCGCUCCAAGGAGAUCAUGAACGCCGCCAAUGUCCCUUGCGUGCCCGGCUACCACGGCGCCGACCAGGGCGAGCAGCAGCUGCUUGAGCACGCCCGCGACAUCACCUUUCCCGUGCUGCUCAAGAGUGUCCGUGGUGGCGGUGGUAAGGGCAUGCGAAUUGUCUUGACCGAGGACGAGUUCGCGGCCCAGCUCAAGAGCGCGCGCGCUGAGGCCAAGGCGUCGUUUGGCGAUGAAGGCGAGGUCAUGCUGGUCGAGAAGUACAUUGUCCGCCCGCGUCACGUCGAGGUCCAAGUCUUCGCGGACAAGCACGGAAACACAGUCGCACUCGGCGAGCGCGACUGCAGCGUCCAGCGCCGGCACCAAAAGGUCCUCGAGGAGUCGCCCGCGCCCGACCUGGACCGCGCCACGCAGCUGGACCUCUGGAACAAGGCGCGCAUGGCCGCCUCGGCGGUCGGCUACGUCGGUGCCGGCACCGUCGAGUUCAUCCUCGACAAGGACAGCGGCAAGUUCUACUUCAUGGAGAUGAACACCCGCCUGCAGGUCGAGCACCCGGUCACCGAGAUGGUCACCGGCGUGGACCUGGUCGAGUGGCAGUUUAGGAUCGCAGCCGGCGAGAAGCUUCCCCUGGACCAGGCUCAGGUCGAAGAGCAGAUGGCGCAGCGCGGUGCCGCGAUCGAGGCCCGCGUCUACGCUGAGAACCCCGAAAAGGGCUUCAUGCCCGACUCUGGCAAGCUCGUGCACGCCGUCCUGGCCGAGAGCCUUAAGGGAGACGAGGACGUCCGCCUGGACUGGGGCUUCGGCUCCGGUAGCGUCGUCUCGGAAGCCUACGACGGUAUGAUUGCCAAGCUGAUUAUCCGUGGCGACACCCGCGAGACCGCCAUCGCUAAGCUCGCCGCUGCCCUCCGCAAGUUCGAAAUUGUCGGUCUGAGCACUAACGUCGAGUUCCUGAAGCGCCUCUGCGAGUCCCCUGCUUUCAUCGAGGGCGACGUUGAGACCGGCUUCAUUGAGAAGUGGAGAGAUGAGCUCUUCAAGCCCCGCCACAUCAAGGGCGAGGUCUUUGUCCAGGCUGCUCUCGGCGUUCUGAGUUUCCAGGCCAACGAGCCCGGCCCGCACGGCUUGUCGCUGGGUUUCGGCGCCGCCAACGCCACCAGCGAGCGCAAGCUUGCAUUCAAGGUCCUCGACGGCUACAGCGCCAACGAGGGCGAGGUCGUCGAGACCAGCGUCGCCCAGACAGGCCACGACCUGUAUACUAUCUCCAUCAGCCGCAAGGGGCAGGAGGCGCCCGAGGUCUUCGCCAACGUCUCUGCCAAGCGCACGACCGAGGACGCCGUGACCAAGGUCAACUCGCUCUUCUCGCACGAGCGCAUCCACUCCACCGUCGUGCCCCAGGAGGACGGCAAUGAUACCAAGGUCACCAUCUUCCAGCACGGCGUCAAGACGGAGCUGUCUCUCCUGCCGCCGCAGUGGUACGAGAAGGCGCUCGGUCUCAAGGAGGUGUCCGCCUCGGUGGCGGCGCCGAUGCCCUGCAAGAUUCUCAAGAACGAGGUCGAGGAGGGCCAGGUCGUCAAGAAGGGCACGCCGCUGGUGGUUAUUGAGUCGAUGAAGAUGGAGACUGUGAUUCGCUCUCCUCAGGAUGGUGUCAUCAAGAAGCUCGCCCACAAGGAGGGCGAUAUUUGCAAGGCUGGCACUAUUCUUGUCCUCUUCGAGGAAGAGCCCAAGACAGAGGAGUGA